GAACCUCUAUUAAGUAUUAAACUUAAACUUCAUCUGUUCAUCAAUGGCUGAAUUGGAGUGCCCAACGGUGAUGAACAACCUGAUCACCUACCUCUCAUCUCUACUUCAACGCGUUGCGGAAUCUAACGAUCUUAAUCCCCGGUUCAACCCGCAAAAGAUCUCGGCGUUUCAUGGACUUACUAGACCAAGUAUCUCAAUUGAGAGCUAUCUGCAAAGGAUCUUUAAGUAUGCAAAUUGUAGCCCAUCAUGCUACGUUGUUGCGUAUGUUUAUCUUGAUCGGUUUACACAGCAACAGCCUGCAAUUUUGAUCAAUUCGUUGAAUGUUCAUCGGUUGCUGAUUACUAGUGUCAUGAUUGCUGCCAAGUUCAUGGAUGAUAUAUACUAUAACAAUGCAUACUAUGCAAAAGUAGGAGGGAUCAGCAUAACAGAGAUCAACUUUCUUGAAGUUGAUUUCUUAUUCGGAUUAGGGUUCCAGUUGAAUGUAAACCCAACCACAUUCAACACCUACUGUUCAUAUCUUCAAAACCAAAUGUUUCUUCUUCACCCAUCAUUAAACACAGAAGAAUCAUCAUUAUCUUCAUACACAUCAAGAUCAACAAAGCUGCUACACUAUGAAGAUGAUCAACAGCAGAAGCAAGAAGUGGUAGCUGUUUGAUUAAUCUGCAUGUUAUGACUUAUGAAGCUUGAAUGUUAAAUUUAAGGUAGAUUUGCAGGGUAUGUGGCAAGGGUUUAGCAAGUUAAACCUGUUUUGGGUUAGGCUUUUGUCCAAGAAUAAUAAUUGAUAAGUCCUGAGUAACUUAUUGCUUUCGGUGCAUAAGGUGUAUGUUGAUGUAAGAAUCAAGCUAUAGAUUUGGAAAUUGUUAUUUUGGAAAAAAGUUUUAUAUAAUAUUUUCUUUUUAAAGGUGGAUCAUGCA
This is a messenger RNA of Helianthus annuus (common sunflower), 914 nucleotides long. RefSeq names its product cyclin-U4-1. Bases 44 to 655 code for a protein of 203 amino acids. Lineage: Eukaryota; Viridiplantae; Streptophyta; Magnoliopsida; Asterales; Asteraceae. Gene Ontology annotation, biological process: regulation of cyclin-dependent protein serine/threonine kinase activity. The record is from RefSeq and is a predicted model, not a curated record. The transcript is spliced from 2 exons. Gene Ontology annotation, molecular function: protein kinase binding.